Amphiprion ocellaris (clown anemonefish) is the source of this 1474-nucleotide messenger RNA. It is a transcript of the gene anxa3b, whose product is annotated as annexin A3b. Gene Ontology annotation, molecular function: calcium-dependent phospholipid binding; phospholipase inhibitor activity; calcium ion binding. Lineage: Eukaryota; Metazoa; Chordata; Actinopteri; Pomacentridae. The record is from RefSeq and is a predicted model, not a curated record. Bases 140 to 1159 code for a protein of 339 amino acids. The transcript is spliced from 14 exons. Gene Ontology annotation, cellular component: cytoplasm.
GUGCUUCCUACAGCCUCUGAUGGGCGUUUCCUUCUAAACUUCUCUGAAAGGUGUGGUGAGUUUGGAAUACUGUGAAAUUCCUCGUCUGACAUCAAUCCUCCCGUUUCACUGAGUUUGAAACUUCUCUACAACCACAACAAUGUCUGAUGUUUGGGAUGACUUGGACCUGCUCUUAGACUCUCCCUCCUCGCUCACAGUGACAUCAAACACAAGAGGAACUGUGAAGGACAAGGCAAAUUUCAAAGUGGACGAAGAUGUUUCCGCACUAAGGAAAGCCAUAGAGGGGCUCGGUACAACAGAGAAGACGCUGAUUGAGGUGUUGACCCAAAGAAGUAACGCCCAGCGUCAGCUCAUCGCCAAGGCUUACGAGAAGGCCUCAGGAAGGAAAUUAGUAGAUGACCUGGAGGGCGACACUCAUGGAGACUUUGAGGACUUGUUGGUCGCCUUGGUGACACCUCCCGCCAUCUAUGACUGUCAGGAAGUUAUCAGAGCCAUCAAGGGUGCAGGAACCACAGAGAGUACGCUGACGGAAAUCUUUGCCUCCAGAUCCAACAGACAGAUCCGUGCCUUGUCUGAAGCCUACCUGGCAGAAACUGGAAGAUCAGUGAUUCAUGAUCUGCAGUCGGAGGUGUCUGGAGAUUAUGGCAAGGCACUGCUCAUCUUGGCUGAGGGGAAGAGAGACGAGACGACCAAUGUGGAUACUGCCAAGGCUAAGGCAGAUGCUAAGGCCUUGUAUGAAGCAGGAGAGAAGAAAUGGGGAACUGAUGAGGAGAAGUUUAUUGACAUUUUGUGCCACAGGAGUGUUCCGCAGCUUCGGCAAACUCUGAUUGAGUACAAGAAUAUCAGCAAGAAGACUCUGCAGGAGAGCAUUGAGAGUGAGAUGUCUGGAAACUUGGAGAAAGUACUUGUGGCCAUAGUCAAGUGUGUGAAGAAUGCUCCGGCGUACCUCGCUGAGAGGCUUUUCAAGAGCAUGAAGGGUGCAGGGACCACAGAGUCCACUCUGACCAGGAUACUUGUCAGUCGCUCAGAGAUCGAUUUGUUGGACAUUCGAGCAGAGUACAAGAAGCUGUUUGGAUACACCCUCUACUCCCAGUUAGAGUCUGAAGUGUCGGGUAGCUAUGGCGACGCCCUCAAACAUCUAUGUGGCCAAGAUGACUAACUGCUCCCGUGUUGUGAAGUGCAGAUUUCCCCCAAGCAGAUGGGAAGAAUUCCAUCUAAAAACAACAAUGACCAGUGACUAGCAAUGGCUGGAACUAAAACAUCUAGAAAUGCUUUACAAUGUGCAUUUCCACUAAUGUUCACUGAAGUUUGGAAGGUAUUAAAUUGCAGUUCCUUGCAGCUUCGCAUUAAGACUCAAGAAGAAGCUGCUGAAUGUGUUUUUGUGCUUUUAAAAUAGUUUGUAUUCCACGUUUAUCCUCUAAUAUACUGUAAACAGAAACAGCCCGACAGGAAAUAAAAAUACUUUCUUCAACUA